Messenger RNA from Ascochyta rabiei, 2217 nucleotides. RefSeq lists its product as uncharacterized. Gene Ontology annotation, biological process: carbohydrate metabolic process; ergosteryl 3-beta-D-glucoside catabolic process. The transcript has 4 exons. Gene Ontology annotation, molecular function: steryl-beta-glucosidase activity. The record is from RefSeq and is a predicted model, not a curated record. The coding region runs from base 1 to 2217 and encodes 738 amino acids. NCBI's taxonomy places the organism in Eukaryota, Fungi, Ascomycota, Dothideomycetes, Pleosporales, Didymellaceae.
AUGUCGCUGUCGCAGAUGAGACUGCGCAUCGACGGGCGGACGUUCCGCGAUCCCCAGAACCGUGAGGUCACGCUCCACGGCAUCAACUGCGCCGCCGACGCGAAGCUCCCCGCAACCCCCAAUCUCCCCUCGCACGUGUCCGACCGGUUCUUCGACGGCGACAACGUUUCCUUUGUCCAUCGUCCAUUUCCCCUCCAAGACGCAGACACUCACUUCUCACGACUCCGAGGUUGGGGCUACAACACACUGCGCUACAUCUUCACCUGGGAGGCCAUAGAACAUGCCGGUCCAGGCAAGUACGACGAGGAGUGGAUAGACCACACCAUAGCCGUGUUGAGGAAGGCGAAAGCGUAUGGCUUCUACAUCUUCAUGGACCCUCACCAGGAUGUCUGGUCACGAUUCUCUGGAGGUUCAGGAGCGCCCAUGUGGACACUAUACGCAUGUGGCCUUGAUCCCCAGCACUUUGCCGUCACCGAAGCAUCGCUCGUACAAAACACAUACCCGGAGCCAGACAAGUUCCCCAAGAUGAUCUGGGCGACCAACUACACACGACUUGCCUGCCACGUCGUCUUCACUUUGUUUUUCGCCGGGAGGGACUUUGCGCCCAAGGCCAUCAUGGACGGCAAGAACAUCCAGGACUACCUGCAGGACCAUUACUUGGGAGCCAUCGAGCAUCUCGCCCAACGCAUCCAUGAUGCACGCGACCUGGAGUACGACCCCAUUGUCGGGUGGGAAAGCCUGAACGAGCCCAACAAAGGCUUGAUCAGCUACCAGGACAUUACCGUCAUCCCCAAGGAACAGCAGCUGAAAAAGGGCACCACGCCUACCGCGUGGCAAGCCAUGCUAACCGGAUCCGGUCGAGCUUGCGAGGUCGAGACUUGGGACUUUGGUGGCAUGGGACCUUACAAGUCAGGGACAGCGUUGAUCGACCCCGAGGGCAGAUCGGCGUGGCUGUCAAAGGACCACGACGACACCCAUUAUGGCUGGAAGCGUGAUCCCGGGUGGAAGCUCGGCGAGUGUAUCUGGGCGCAGCAUGGUGUUUGGGAUUCAACCAACGACACCGUUCUCCGAAAAGACUACUUUGGGAUCGACCCUAAGAACGGUGCCAGAAUCGACACCGAGUACUUCACAAACCACUACUGGAUGGCACACUUUCGAUUGUACAGCAAGAUGAUCAAAUCCAUUUUCCCCGACUCGCUCAUGUUCUUCCAGCCGCCGGUGCUCGAGAUACCACCCAGGAUCAAGGGCACCUCCGAUGACGACCCCAACCUGAUCUUCUCCCCGCACUUCUACGACGGCAUCACGCUGUUGACGAAGAAGUGGAAUCGAGUGUGGAACAUUGACGUCUUUGGCGUGUUGCGAGGCAAGUACCUGACCCCAGCCUUUGCCAUCAAGAUUGGAGAGAAUGCAAUCAGAAACUGCUUCGCGCACCAGCUCAAGGCCAUCCGGGAAGAAGGCACAGAAUAUACAGGUGUGCACCCAUGUGUCUUCACCGAAAUCGGUAUUCCCUACGACAUGGACGACAAGUACGCAUACAGGACCGGCAACUACAGCAGCCAGAUUGCUGCUUUAGAUGCGAACCACUUUGCACUCGAGGAGAGCCAGGCGAACGGGUUUGCAUUAUGGACGUAUGUCACCACCAACUCUCACUACUGGGGCGACCAGUGGAACGGCGAAGACCUGUCCAUAUUCUCGCUGGACGACAAAGCUGUGCCCGCCGGUAGCUUCUCGCCCUCGGAUUCCCAUGACCUCAGUGUAACGCCGAGCACACUCCAGAAGACCAUGACGGAAGAGCGGAUGCGCUCGAGCAGAAGAGACGGCGAUGUUGCGGGGUUGCGUGCGGCCGAAGCCUUCAUUCGCCCCACGCCAGUCGCCGUACAUGGAGACGUGUCGUCGUACGGGUUCGAGCUCAAGACAUGCACGUUCAAGCUUGCGUUGCACGCACCAAGUUCUACGCCAGAAGACGGGCCAACGGUCGUGUACCUGCCCGAGUUUCACUUCCCAACGUCGACGGUAGAGGUCAGCGGCGGGACAUGGGAGAUGAGUUCGGACGACAAGGACGGAGCUCUGAAGCAGACGCUGCGGUGGCGACAUGCUGAAGGCGAUCAGAGCAUUGUGGUGCGAGGUGUUGUGAGGAAGCAAGGCGGUGCGCUAGGGACGGAAGAAGACGAGGGGUAUUUGCAGCAGUGCCAGAAGCAAAACUGUGCGGUGAUGUAG